AUGGCCGCAUCCACAUCCACUUCUGUGCAGGCCGAAGACGUGGGUGAAUUUUUUGACGAACUGGAGAAAAUGAUGUCACAGAUGGAUAGGCAACCAGCGGUGGCCCCCACAGGAGCCGUGGAACAAGCCCUUGCUGCGGGAGAACCCGUUGCCAGGCCCAUCUCACCCAUUCUCAGAGUUGAAAGCAGAACGCCCCCGCCUCAUCUCACAAGUCCUCAUGGCAGCCCGUUACCAAGGCUGGAAGGACCUGCCAUUGAGCCGGAGGUCCGUGGAGAGAUGUUGGCCGAGCCAAUACCAGGAGCCGAGCCGUUGCCCGAAGCUGAGCCAUCGAUGAGAGCUGAGCCGAGACCGAGUACUGCCGAGGAUGAAUUGCCGGGAGCCGCACCUAUUGUUCCAAAAGCUGAACCGCCUGCAGAUGCUGCUCCGCUGCCGGUGCAACCGGACGUCGAUACCGCAGCAAUGCCUCCGCCGGCGUCGAGCCCCGUAUCGCCUCCCACUCAACGACAAAGACGACGACGAGUUCCCAGGUCACCGGCGUUGGGAGAGCCACCGCGGCGCCGUCGGCGCCCCUCUCGUGUCAUCAUCGACAAAGACGUGCAGAUAAGCAUGGAGGAAAUGCGGCAGAACAUCUACAGCAUGAGCCUUGAAAUUCAUAAGCGGAACUAUGUGAUGACGCUGCCAAAGUUGCAGAGUGUCGACGUACUCUUCCGACAGCCUGGACGUCGACUUCUUUCUGAUCAACUGCUGAGGCCUUGGAAAAGGAUCAAGACUAUGCCGGAGCCAGACGACCUCGAGCCUCUCGUGUCUGAUGAAGAGCUGAUUCCUGAGCCUGCUGUGGCGCCUGUAGUCGAACCAGCAGCCGAGCCUGUAGCCGAGCCUGUUGCUGAGCCAGCAGCCGAGCCAGCAGCCGAGCCACUGGUUGAACCAGCGUCAGAGCAACUGGUUGUGGCGGACUUUGCAGACAGGAUUGGUGAACCACAGGAGAUGCCCUCGGUGCGUGAGGAAGGCAGUCUGGAAGCACCCAGGGAUCCGAGCCUGCAAGACACCUCAGGUGCAAGUGCUGACGGGAGGGCAGUCGGAAAGACUUCCAUGGUUCGAGUGAUGGGCGGCAUUCCCGAGGAGGAACCACAAGUUCAAGCCCCUGGGGACGAGGAGUUCCAGCUCCCGAUUCCAGACGAGCAGGCGCCGUUGGAUGUGCCAGAGCUGGUUCCGGUAGUACCCAUCAUACCUCCGGCAGAUCACGUGGAGGAUUUUUCGGAAGUGCCCCCGGAAGAGAGAAGCCCACUGUCGCGUGUGUGGGGUCGGCUUUUGCAGUUUGUCGACGAGCACGGUAUGUGCACCUUGUCAAUCCUGGUCACACCGGACGUCUUCAACCGGAGGACAGUGGCCAGCACCUUUGGAGCACUCUUGCGUCUCCACAAGCGUGGGCUCGUGAGCCUAAGUCAGGAUCAGCCGUACGGUCCAAUUGUCAUCGAGGUCUGCCAGCAAGAAGAAGGCACCCCGCUGAUGGCUUACCAUCAAAACCCCUGAAGCCAUACCACAUUGACGAGGAGCCCAGCGUUGGCCCAACAUUUCCUUCGUGCACCAUUAUGGCCAUCGUACCUCCUCCCACAGGUGUUGCUAACUUAAGCGUCGUGAUACAUUGCCUAGCCAGUGUUACGGUUCUAGUCAGACUAACGUCAUUCGUUAAGCAAAAAACUGCCAUUCAUUUAUCUAUUCAUUCAUAUUUACAUUUUUGGACCACGUUGACACUGCACAACUUUUUGUGCAAAGCUUAUUUAUAUAGGACAGCAUUUAACUAUUUGCAAUGUCUCUAAACAAAAUGUCUCGCAAAGGUUUUUAGAAAAGGGUUCUUGAGGUAUUGUUAUACACUGCCUAGCAGGUGCUGCAGUUAUAGUCAGACUAACGUAAUUCGUUAAGCAAAAGACUGCCAUUCAUUAUCUGUUCAUUCGUAUUUAUAUUUUUAGACCACGAUGACACUGCACAACUUUUUGUGCAAAGCUUAUUUAUAUAGGACAGCAUUUAACUAUUUGCAAUGUCUCUAAACAAAAUGUCUCGCAAAGGUUUUUAGAAAAGGGUUCUUGAGGUAUUGUUAUACACUGCCUAGCAGGUGCUGCAGUUAUAGUCAGACUAACGUAAUUCGUUAAGCAAAAGACUGCCAUUCAUUAUCUGUUCAUUCGUAUUUAUAUUUUUAGACCACGAUGACACUGCACAACUUUUUGUGCAAAGCUUAUUUAUAUGAAACAGCAUUUAGCUAUUUGCAGUGUUUCUAAACAAAAUGUCUUGGAAAGGUUUUGAGACAAGGGUUCUUGGGGUAUUGUUAUACACUGCCUAGGGGGUGCUGCAGUUAUAGUCAGACUUAUGUCAUUUGUUAAGCAAAAGACUGCAAUUCAUUAUCUAUUCAUUCGUAUUUAUAUUUUUAGACCACGAUGACACUGCACAACUUUUUGUGCAAAGCUUAUUUAUAUGAAACAGCAUUUAGCUAUUUGCAGUGUUUCUAAACAAAAUGUCUUGGAAAGGUUUUGAGACAAGGGUUCUUGGGGUAUUGUUAUACACUGCCUAGGGGGUGCUGCAGUUAUAGUCAGACUAACGUCAUUCGUUAAGCAAAAGACUGCCAUUCAUUUAUCUAUUCAUUCGCAUUUACAUAUUUAAACCGCGUUGACAGUUGCACAUUAUGCGCACAGCUUAUUUCUAUAAGACACCAUUUAACUAUUUGCAGUGUUUUUAUAAAAAGUGCCUUAGAAAGGAUUUUAGACGAGGGUUCUUGAGGUACCUUGUUGUUGUUUUACGUUCUUUGCUGUUACGUUCUUGAUUGUUUACCUUAUCUUAUCUGUGACAAUGCACCUUCACUGCAGCUAGUCAUUAGGAUUUGCGACAACGUGCCUGGCUCACGUGUGGUACUUACACAGCUUCGAGACACGAAGCGUCGUUUCACAAUGCCAUUAUACUUAAGAAAUAAAUACUAUGUUGUUCCUCAUUGA
Molecule: messenger RNA, 2981 nt
Organism: Rhipicephalus microplus (southern cattle tick)
Lineage: Eukaryota; Metazoa; Arthropoda; Arachnida; Ixodida; Ixodidae
Biological process (GO): double-strand break repair; meiotic sister chromatid cohesion
Cellular component (GO): meiotic cohesin complex
Molecular function (GO): protein binding; chromatin binding
Source: RefSeq, a predicted model, not a curated record